Messenger RNA from Diachasma alloeum, 1313 nucleotides. RefSeq names its product polyprenol reductase. Gene Ontology annotation, molecular function: 3-oxo-5-alpha-steroid 4-dehydrogenase activity. Lineage: Eukaryota; Metazoa; Arthropoda; Insecta; Hymenoptera; Braconidae. Bases 173 to 1087 code for a protein of 304 amino acids. The transcript is spliced from 6 exons. Gene Ontology annotation, biological process: dolichol-linked oligosaccharide biosynthetic process; polyprenol catabolic process. Gene Ontology annotation, cellular component: endoplasmic reticulum. The record is from RefSeq and is a predicted model, not a curated record.
UUCUCAUUGCCCCAACAUUUUUCGAUCCCGAGAAAAUGCUCCACAAAUCAAAAUCUCUCAAGAAUGUUCAGGUUGACCCGCAAAAAUCCUACGAAUUGUCCCUCUCGGGCUUCGCACGGAUACCGUUACUGUGAAUACCAGACGGAGAAAGUAUUCUUACAGAGUCAUACAUAUGAUGAUGAAUGUAAACUUGACGAAAUGGACUUUCAUAUUCAUGUCAUUCUCUGUGGGAUUCGUGGGGUUUUUGAUGCACGCGAUUGAGGAUUACAUCCCUCUUUUAAUUCGAAAGACCUUCAGAUACGGAAAAUAUGCAGAAAAGAAGGAUCAUGUUUUAGUGAAUCACUUAGAGCUUCCAAAAAGAUGGUUCUCCCAUUUCUACAUCUUCGCAGCACCCGUGGCAGCAGUUUCCCUCGUAAUUCUCGUGAAUAGGUACUUCUUCGGCGGAGAGUUGCCGGAAGUUGUUCGUUGGCUUCUGGAUUUUCAGUUGGGCUCGUCUAGAAAACCACUGGUUUCUUCGGAAAAAUGUUUUAUUGCGAUGUCACUGAUAACCAUUCAGUGCUGGAAGAGAUUAUACGAAACUACUUGCGUAAAUGUCUUCAGCAAUGCAAGAAUCAAUAUCACUCAUUACAUUGUUGGAUAUGUUCAUUAUAUUGGAACCUUCACGUGCAUCCUGGGAGAAUCUCAAGGGUUUGUCAAAGAUUUUCGAUUCACCUUCCACUGGACUAAUUUAACAUCCCUCGAUUAUUCAUCCGCCCUUAUUUUCUUAUCCGCGUCGUACUUCCAACUGCACUCGAAUUAUAUUCUGUCGAGUUUGAGAAAAGAUAGAAAAGGGACUGUUGUCACGAAAUCGUAUAAAAUACCGAAAGGAGGGCUCUUCAACUACGUAACGGGUGCUCUACAAUUCACGGAGAUUAUCAUGUACUUUAUGCUCACAAUUAUUCUCUGGAGGAGUUCAACUUAUCAUUACGUUUUUCUGUGGGUGCUGAUAAAUCAGAUGCAAACAGCAGCUGAUUCUCACAAGUGGUAUCGAAGCACCUUUAAAGAUUAUCCAAAGGAUCGUAAGAUCUGCAUUCCAUUCAUCUUGUAGUACCCCAAAUGAAUAACCAGAUUCAUUAAUGAAAUAAUGAAUUAAUUAAACCAUUCGUGAAGUGAAAUGACUGAAUUCAUUGGAAGAAACGGGUGGAAAAGAACAUGUAUUUCAAUUUACACAAAUGUUGUUCCUAAUAAUGUCAUUCCAUUCAUCCACUUUAAUAAUUGAGAACCAACUUAUUAUAUUUUGUUACGGCAAUAAUAUUAUGAACAGUGAAAUAAAU